CCAGACAACUGCUGGGACCCAGACUGCGUGGAGCCCUUCCCCAGCCGCCCCGCCCCGCCCUCCCCAGGGGCACCCACCUCUCCUGGCUGCCACAGUCAACCUGUUAGGCCGGGCUGGGCAGGUCUGGAGAUGGGCGGGGAGCCCUGAGCCUCCGCACCCCCUCUCCUGCUCCUCCUCCUCCCCCACUGCCCUGUGCCCGGCACUCAGGCCUCUCCGAGCUGGGCUGCCUGGGUGCCUGAGGCCAGGAAGCCGGGGGUCCCCAGGGGGGUGACCCCCAAGAAGAGGGCAGCCGCUUCACGCUUGGCUGCCGGGAGCCCUUCCUGGAGCCGUCAGGGUGGGGGUCCCCUCCCCCAGGGGGCCGGGGCCAUGUUGCCUUGUGCCUUCUGAGGCCCCCGCAUCAUGGCCCGGUCGCUGACCUGGCACUGCUGCCCCUGGUGCCUGACGGAGGAGGAGAAGACAGCCGCCCGGAUCGACCAGGAGAUCAACAAGAUCCUCCUGGAGCAGAAGAAGCGGGACCGAGGGGAGCUGAAGCUGCUGCUUCUGGGCCCAGGUGAGAGCGGGAAGAGCACGUUCAUCAAGCAGAUGCGCAUCAUCCACGGGACUGGCUACUCGGAGGAGGACCGCAAGGGCUUCCGGCCGCUUGUCUACCAGAACAUCUUCGCGUCCAUGCGGGCCAUGAUCGAGGCCAUGGACCAGCUGCAGAUCCCCUUCAGCAGGCCUGAGAGCAAGAACUAUGCCAGCCUGGUCAUGAGCCAGGACCCCUACAAAGUGACCACCUUUGAGAAGCGCUACGCGGUGGCCAUGCAGUGGCUGUGGAGUGACGGCGGCAUCCGGGCCUGCUACGAGCGCCGGCGCGAGUUCCACCUGCUGGACUCGGCAGUGUACUACCUGUCGCACCUGGAGCGCAUCACCGAGGAGGGCUACAUCCCCACCGCCCAGGAUGUGCUUCGCAGCCGUAUGCCCACCACGGGCAUCAACGAGUACUGCUUCUCCGUGCAGAAAACCAACCUGCGGAUUGUUGACGUUGGGGGCCAGAGGUCAGAACGCAAGAAGUGGAUCCACUGCUUUGAGAACGUGAUCGCCCUCAUCUACCUGGCCUCGCUGAGCGAAUACGACCAGUGCCUGGAGGAGAACAACCAAGAGACCAUUGAGCCCCAAGACUCCGAUUCACAAGUAUUUGUGUUGCCAACAACACUCACAUGCGGCCCGAAGCAGGACGCGGAGGCAGCCAAGCAGUUCAUCCUGGACAUGUACAGCGGCAUGUACGCCGGCUGCGCGGACGCCGCCGACGGGGGCAGGAAGGGCUCGCGCUCCCGGCGCCUCUUCAGCCACUACACGUGCGCCACGGACACGCAGAACAUCCGCACGGUCUUCAAGGACGUGCGGGACUCGGUCCUGGCCCGCUACCUCGACGAGAUCAACCUGCUGUGACCCAAGC
This is a messenger RNA of Myotis brandtii (Brandt's bat), 1438 nucleotides long. RefSeq names its product guanine nucleotide binding protein (G protein), alpha 15 (Gq class) (gene GNA15). Gene Ontology annotation, cellular component: heterotrimeric G-protein complex. Gene Ontology annotation, biological process: action potential; phospholipase C-activating dopamine receptor signaling pathway; adenylate cyclase-modulating G protein-coupled receptor signaling pathway. The record is from RefSeq and is a predicted model, not a curated record. Gene Ontology annotation, molecular function: G protein-coupled receptor binding; G-protein beta/gamma-subunit complex binding; guanyl nucleotide binding. Bases 400 to 1431 code for a protein of 343 amino acids. The transcript has 7 exons. Lineage: Eukaryota; Metazoa; Chordata; Mammalia; Chiroptera; Vespertilionidae.